Messenger RNA from Lytechinus pictus (painted urchin), 2207 nucleotides. Its product is annotated as cytosolic Fe-S cluster assembly factor NUBP2 homolog. NCBI's taxonomy places the organism in Eukaryota, Metazoa, Echinodermata, Echinoidea, Temnopleuroida, Toxopneustidae. Gene Ontology annotation, biological process: iron-sulfur cluster assembly. Gene Ontology annotation, cellular component: cytosol. Bases 239 to 1042 code for a protein of 267 amino acids. The transcript is spliced from 8 exons. Gene Ontology annotation, molecular function: 4 iron, 4 sulfur cluster binding; ATP binding; ATP-dependent FeS chaperone activity. The record is from RefSeq and is a predicted model, not a curated record.
AGAAUAUGGAAAAUACGUGUUUAGGGUGCUUUUCAAGACCCCGUGGUCGCGCAUGGUAUCCACUCGUCAAUGGAAGUGGCCCCCCCGGGGAUGACGGGCACAACUUUCGUUCAUCCCCGCCUCGAUCUGUUUACUUCCUUUGUUUUUCUCAAAGUUUAGCCAGGGGGGGGGGGGGUAGUGGUGUAACUAGUAAUUUAGGGACUAGUGGUAUACCGGUAGACGGUGUGGUUUCAGCGAAAUGGAUGAAGUAAAGAACAACUUGGCCAGUGUAAAGCACACUAUUCUCGUUUUGUCAGGAAAGGGUGGCGUCGGAAAAAGCACGGUUGCAACGCAGUUGGCCCUUGGUCUUAAAUUUGCAAAGAAAAAGGUAGGGAUCCUAGACAUUGAUCUUUGUGGACCUAGCAUUCCACGGAUGGUUGGAGUAGAAGGGUAUGACGUACACCAAUGUCCACAAGGAUGGGUACCUGUUUACCCUGAUCCAUCUUUAGCAAUCAUGUCAAUCAGCUUCCUUCUCGGUAAUCAAGAUGAUGCGGUGGUGUGGAGGGGACCAAAGAAAAAUGCAAUGAUAAAGCAGUUUCUGACUGAUGUUGUAUGGGGUGAAUUAGACUACCUUAUUAUAGAUACACCACCAGGUACAUCAGAUGAACACAUCACAGUGGUAGAGAAUCUCCAGUCUCAUAACCCGGAUGGUGCUGUCCUUGUUACAACUCCUCAGGCAGUAGCUGUAGGUGAUGUUCGAAGAGAGCUAACAUUCUGCAGGAAGACGAAGCUAAGAGUGUUGGGACUGGUAGAAAACAUGAGCGGGUUUGUCUGCCCUCACUGUUCAGAGUGUUCCAAUGUGUUCUCUCAAGGAGGUGGUGAAUCACUGGCAAAGGAAUGUCAAGUUCCCUUUCUAGGUAACAUUCCACUGGAUCCUCAACUUGCGAGCUGCUCUGAGGGUGGUCAGGGCUUCAUAGAGGCCUUCCCAUCAUCCCUGUCAACACAAGCCAUCCAAAGCAUAGUUGAAGCAGUCAUAGCAAGCACCGAUACAAGUACGACGUGACACAUGCUGCCUGGCUACGGGAAUACAAGUACUAGGAACCGUUUAUAUAGUUUUAAUAGUUAGGAAUAAUCCAUUGCCAGCAGUGCAUGGCACAGAACCUUGUCAGUGCUCAACAGGCUCUCAAAGUCUGAGUGACAGAGGCUUCGCAGACCAUAUGAUGGAGAAUGAAAUACCAUUGGUGAGAAAAAGUGAACAGGAUCAAAGAUGAAGUAUAAUGAAGAUACAGCCAUAUUCAGCUCAUUAUUCACCUUGUUAAUCAUCUUUAAUACAUCAAAGGAAUUUAUGAUUAGUCAGACUGUAUCUUGAAGGUAGUGGCUGAAUUGCUCACAAUUUGCAUUCUACAAACUUAUAUCAUUUUAACUCAGUUAAACAAAUGCAUGAGAAAUUUCUGAUAAACCUGAUUUCUUCUCAUUAUGGCACAAAUGGAACAAACAUGGAUAAAUCCUUACCAGAUUUUAUGAUGAUAAUGGCAUUCUUGGUUUAUAAAGCAGUGUCAUUGAAACCUCCAGAAUUGAUUAGUCCUUCAAUGGUUUGAAUAUUUGAGCUAUUUAGUAGAGUGCUUCUGUUAUCACUCUAUUCAAAUGUUUGAUCAUGAUUAUUCUGCAACUCAGAAUUUAACCAUGUAGCCAUGAUUCAAGUAUGUUUUACCCCCAUUUUGCACACAACAGAUACAAUUUUUUUCUUUUAGAAAGUCCCCUCGUUUUUUCUUUCUUUUAUUUUUUGCAGACAGGGGUUGCAUUCCAGGUACAUUUUGGCUAAACCAUCUCCCUUUAAAUGCAGAAUAUUACAAAAUAGAACCAGAAAAAUAAUUGAUUACGAACUCAUUAAAACAACUUUUUUUCCUCAAAAUUUGAUGCAUUCGUUGUAAAUAAACAUGCCCAAAAGACCCCUCUUUACACUGUAGACAGUGGAAGAUUUUGUAAUCCUCUUGGUCGAAUGAGCAUUUGGUCAAACAAUCACGUUGUCUAAUACUUAUGUUGUUACCAAUAACACUGAACAUGAAGAGUUUUAAGUUUGGACAUAUCUUUAACCAAGUUGAAAUGAAUUAUUUCAAAUUCAGAGUUGAAGUCUUUAAUUACUAGAGUGAUGAUGAAAAUAUGUUUAGCUGAUUCAAGCAACUCCGCUUCCUCUGUCAUGUUAUCCAUUUCAAUGUUAACAUUAUUUU